AUGCCACGCGCCACGACCAACCACGACCUUCCCGACGACCAACGUUGGAGUUUGUACCACGACCUUCUGGAGAACAAACAAAGCGGUCGUCUGGCAAGGGGCAAGGCCUCCGAGCUCCUUCUGAAGUAUGGCAUCUCAAGGCAGACCCUCUCCAAAGUUUGGAAGCGGGGACAAGAAACUCGGUCCCAGGGUGGACGAGCUGACGUGGCAUUGAAGAGGAAGAGUCGUACGGGGCGGUGGCCAAAGCGCACCAUGCACGAGGUCGAGGCUGCCGUCAAGAGUGUACCGCCGCAUCUGCGCAAGACGUUCGCUUCGUUGGCAGCAUCCAGUGGCAUCCCACCGACAACGCUAUGGCGCGUCCUUCAGACAAGAAAGCUUCAACGGCGGACCAGUCGACUCAAGCCGAUGGUGACGGACAAACACAAAGCCGACCGUGUGGACUUCGUUCGGUCCUUUGUUCGCUCGACAGGCAGUGGCCCAAUGCGGUGGGACGACAUGCACGACCGUGUACACAUCGAUGAAAAGUGGUUUUACCUCACGCUGGUGAACCGCCGGUAUUAUCAAUGGCAUGACGAAGCCGUACCGAUCCGCAAGUGUUCCUCAAAACGCCACAUCAUCAAGGUCAUGUUUUUGACAGCCGUGGCCAGGCCGCGCUACGACUACAACCCGCGAACGAUGUGGGACGGCAAAAUCGGCAUGUGGCCCUUCGUGUCGGUAGUGCCAGCGCAAAGGAAGAGCAAGAACCGCGACCGAGGAACGGCCGUGACGACGCCGGUGACUGUUACCAAGCCGGUAUACCGGGAGUAUCUGCUAAAGCAUGUGAUCCCGACGAUCAAGGAGGUUUGGCCAGGUCGACGCAGUGAACCAAUCUACAACCAACAAGACAAUGCGCGACCGCAUGUUGAAGUCGACGACGCUGACGUGACGAUGGCGGGUUGUUCGGACGGCUGGUCGAUUCGACUCGUGGCACAGCCGGCGAUGAGCCCCGACUUCAACGUUUUGGACCUUGGGUUCUUCAACUCGAUCCAGGGCCUUGCAGCACCGUGA
This is a messenger RNA of Aphanomyces astaci, 1047 nucleotides long. RefSeq lists its product as hypothetical. Bases 1 to 1047 code for a protein of 348 amino acids. NCBI's taxonomy places the organism in Eukaryota, Oomycota, Saprolegniomycetes, Saprolegniales, Verrucalvaceae. The transcript has a single exon. The record is from RefSeq and is a predicted model, not a curated record. Gene Ontology annotation, molecular function: nucleic acid binding.